This is a messenger RNA of Cherax quadricarinatus, 3474 nucleotides long. The record is from RefSeq and is a predicted model, not a curated record. Lineage: Eukaryota; Metazoa; Arthropoda; Malacostraca; Decapoda; Parastacidae.
CAAUGUUUUUUCCUUGAUAGGUUAUGUCAGAGUUGGAGAAUCUUCUUGUGAGAAAAUACACUGGGUUCCAGCCUUAUGAUCGCACCCCUCGCUCCUCAACAUCUGCUAACCCCUUUUUGGAAGAUGGACUACCAAAUAAAACUAUCAAUACCAACCCAUUCAUGGAGUGUGAAACACAAGGAGAGUGUCCUAACUCUCCAUUCAGUGGUGCAGUGUGCCGUUGUUUCCAGCCAUACCUCAGAGUGUACAUAGAGAAUGUAGACAAACGCCUGAAUGAUCAAAUUGAAAAAUUUGCUAAUGACAUGAAAAUCUAUAAGUUUGAACACAUAGAUGCUGAGGAAUCUAAUGUUGUACCAUUCUGUGGAGAGCUCUUCACAAUAUACAAGAAUGUGUUGGUUGAGUUCUUGCGUCUUGGACCUGGAGAAAGUUUAUAUGGACUUGUGGAAGUACUUCAGAAACACUUAAAAGAGUUUUGUAACAAAGUAGUUCGAGCAGCUUUGCCAAAAGUUGGGGCAAAUAUUCCAAUGCCGAAAGACAUAAACAUGAAGGAACUAACAGCUGUUCUUGCACAGGUACAGACACUUUGGCGGGAAGGUGACAGUCCUAAAUUGAGUGAUGAUGAUAUUCGACGAGUAUGUUCGGUUUUGGUGUCUGCCGAAUACUGUGAAGAAAUGACUGGUCGAUUAGAAGCAAAAUUAAAAGAAAAAAGUUCACCAUCACUUGUUUCUACUAUCAGCCUUACUCAGGAGCAAGAUCUUUUCCAUGCCGUUUUAGCACAGUGCAUUGCUCUUCUUGUGACUCAUGUGGAGAGCCUGUGUGACCCAGCACUUGCCUCCAUGACCAAAGUGAACUGGAUGGUAGAACAGACUGGUGACCAAAGCCCAUAUGUGACAGCUAUAUCUCAACAUAUUGCUGCCUCUGUACCUCUAGUCAGGCACAAUCUUCACACUUCUCGCAAAUAUUUCACCAGGUUUUGUGAUAAGUUAGCAGCAGCAAUACUUAACAAGUUUGUUCAGCAGGUGUACAAGUGCCGACCCAUCAGUGGUGUUGGUUGUGAGCAGUUGCUCUUAGACUGUCAUGCUCUCAAGGCUGUCAUGCUUCAGCUGCCAGUGGUUGCUUCGCAAGUACAGCGUGAUCCUCCACAGACAUACACAAGAAUGGUUGGAAGGGGUAUGGCACGUGCUGAGCUAGUACUGCAGGUUGUGAUGGGGGAAUAUACAACACAUUGUGAACUGGUUGACAAAUUUAAUCGACUUCUACCUGAUGCUACAAUUGCAGAUUUUCAAAAGGUAUUGGAGAUGAGAGGAGUAAAAGAGCGAGCUUCAGUGCUAGAGUUAUAUCGGCAGCACACUAUGGGACCCUCAGUAGAUUCUCCUCAUCGUAACCCAACAGUUUCAAGCUCUGGUAACCAACCAUUAGCAGCUCAUCACUUAAUCGGUCAAGCUUCAUCCACAGCCAGCAUAAAUAGCACCUCAACUCCGAGCCCAGAACAUGAAAUGAGCAAGAUUGCCCGUCUUGAAAGAAUGUUAAAGUCUCGUAGACUCAUAUCUUAGGAUACUAAUGAGUAUAACCUACUCAAAGCAUUCUAAAAUCCUGUAUUUAUUUGCUUAGGAGCAAAGUGUUAUGCUUAUUGGGACAGUUGAAGUGCAUCUUCCAAGGUAUGUUUUUCUUACUGAAUGUAAAUUUUUAUAAGACAAAAUGAACUUUAAGUAAACAUUUGAACUUGGCACUUCAAAAAUUGAACUCUCACAAACCUGAAGUAUAAAACUAACAUUAAUUAAAAAUUUAUAACUUUCAUAUUCAUUUAUUGAGAAAUGAGUCUAAUAUCUCAGAUGUUUAACAGCCCGUAUACACUAGCCAGUGCCUGCACCUAUUUGUUUGACCAAAGUUAAUAGAAAUUACAAAGUAUAAUUCUGGAAAUAUUAGUAGUUAUAAGCCUUGUGUAUACAUUAGUGAUAGUGUGAUAAAUAUGGAUUUUUCUUGUGAUGCCAAGAACUGAUGUAAAAUUCCAUAAAAUUUUUAAAGAAUUUUAAUUUAACCCCUGACACUUAAAAAAAUAAAAUAAAAAACUACAAAAACAAAAAACUUGCAAAAACAUAGGAAGACUACAAGAACACUGCAAAACACUACAGAAAUGAUGUAAAAACAAUGCAAAAGCUACCUAAACACUAGAAAACUGCAAAAACAAUGCAAGAACACUACAAAACACAUCAGAAACACUACAAAAAAAAUACUGCAAGAACACCAAAAAAAAUUACAAAAAGAACUGCAAAUACAGUGGACCCCGCCUUAUGAACGCAUCGAGUUACGUUAAGUCCGCCAUACGAAGCAUUUGAUCGCAAAAAUUUUGCCUCGCCUCACGAUAAAAAACUCGCCUUAUGUGAUUCGUCCAGGAUGCGUCCCACGUGUGACCUCAGCACCAGUGUUUACAAGCCAGCCAGUGCAGUCACAUCUAUGCAUACAUUCUGUACAUUUCACAUUAUCCCAGUGAUUUUAGUGCUUGUAACUGCAAAAUAAGUCACCAUGCACCCCAAGAAAGCUUCUAGUGCCAUCUCUGUGGUAAAAAGGGGCAAGAAUUAGUAUGGAAUUAAAAUGAGAUUAAGGAAAUGUGUGCAAAAUGGGUUCAACUGCAAACCUUUACGGAUGAAAAUCACUCUGACACAGCUACUGCAAGCCAUGUUGGCAACCUGUACAAUGACAAUGUUAUGGCCCAUUUUAGGAAAGUCUUAAAGGAACAGGAGGUACAGAGCUCUAUGGACAGAUUUGUUGUGCGACAGAGGUCCAGUGACUCUCAAGCUGGUCCAUGUGGCAUUAAAAGAAGAAGGGAAGUAACCCCGGAAAAGGACUUGCUACCUCAGGUCCUAAUGGAAGGGGAUUCCCCUUCUAAAUAAUAACUUCCACACUCUCCACUCCUCCCAUCCCAUCAGUCAUCGCCAAAUCUUCAAUAAAGGUAAGUGUCAUGUAUUCUAUUCUUAGCAGAGUAGUAAUUGUGCAUGUCUUCUUCAGUUUGUGUGUAUUAAAAUUAAUAUUUCAUGUGGUAAAUUUUUUUUUUUUCAUACUUUGGGGUGUCAGGAACGGAUUAAUUCGAUUUCCAUUAUUUCUUAUGGGGAAUAUUAAUUCGGCUAACGAUAAUUUCGGCUUACGAUGAGCUCUCAAGAACGGAUUAAUAUCGUAUGGUGGGGGUCCACUGUGUACUACAAAGCCACACUAUAAAAGUAAACCAAAAGCAUUGCAAAAACAUUAUAAAAGCACUGUAAAAAUGCAAUAACUGAAAAAAAUUCAGAAAAAAAACCACUACAGAACACUAUUAAAAACAGUUGCAAAAACACAAGAACACUACAAGAAACUGAAAACAUUUGGAAAAGACUACAAAAACAAUAUUAAAACAAAACAAACACAAAACUCAACCAAAGCACUGAAAAAAACUGCAAAAAUACUAUACAACACUACAAAAAUGCUAUACACUACAAAACA